This is a messenger RNA of Paramacrobiotus metropolitanus, 1034 nucleotides long. RefSeq lists its product as uncharacterized. The transcript is spliced from 5 exons. Lineage: Eukaryota; Metazoa; Tardigrada; Eutardigrada; Parachela; Macrobiotidae. Bases 114 to 1034 code for a protein of 306 amino acids. The record is from RefSeq and is a predicted model, not a curated record.
UGUCAAUACGUUGAGCGUUCAUAUUUUUGUGUUUACCGGAAUAGGUUGUAUGCUUAUAGUUUCUACGAACGAACAGCUAAGGCCUACCCGGUAAUGACGGAUGGAUCGGGGAUAUGGCUCAUUCGAUUAUGGCCGAUGUUCUCCUCAGUUUGGACCUGCACACCCAAGCGAAAACGAAAUGGAUCUGCACACUGUGGCAUCAGCUUUUAUCCGACCGCCGCUCCAGCGGACAUCUUAUCAUCGACAGCUCGAUACUGCAGCCGAAAAAUUUAAUCUACUUCAUGCUUUCCUGCCACAACUUGUACAAAUUCAGCUGGGCCUUGGAUAUGGCUCUAACCACGGACACCAAGAGCCUCACUUUGCUCGAUGACCUCCAGUUCACAAACUUGACCGUGGUGAAAAAAACACUGGUAACGCUACUGACCAUCAGGGAUAUUCAGCUGGACUACAUCGUAAUCAAAAAUGGAUUUUCAUUUGAUGGUGUUACGAUCAACCCUGAUAUGUACUUCUUGCCGGAACCUGUCGGUCAGCAUAUGGAUCGUUUGUGGAAAUGUUCCAUUUUGACCACACUCAGCACCGUUUGUCGGCAUCUGGUUCUGCGGAAUUUUACGGUGCGCGAUUUUACCCAUUACAUGAAAUCCCGCUUCAUGUACAGCGAAUUUCCACGGGACAGAGUUCCUUUACACUGUCGCCGGGAAAUGCCACUUACGAUCCCGUAUCUAAUAUUGCAUUCCAGUGAUGGUGAUGGCGGGAUUUUCCGUAAGUUUUUAUUGGCGGCGGAGAUGAACCAUCCUCCGAUUGGUGCUACAGUGUACGAUAGCGUCCGCUCCAUCCAUCGACGGUGGGUGGACAAUCUGGCGUAUCCCAACGAGUGGCGUGCUAUUCGACAUCUCUUGCAGCUGUACUGUGGCUUUCUACUUGAUGGCAGUGACCGUGGUUGGGUGGAUGUUGAUCUGAGGCAGGUGGAUGUGUCCACUCUUACGAAGUACCAGAGCCGAUUGCGCUUUUGGCUGGAUGACAAUAAUAAUCAAUAA